Molecule: messenger RNA, 2166 nt
Organism: Pimephales promelas (fathead minnow)
Lineage: Eukaryota; Metazoa; Chordata; Actinopteri; Cypriniformes; Leuciscidae
Gene: gpa33a
Product: glycoprotein A33 (transmembrane), paralog a
Cellular component (GO): plasma membrane
Source: RefSeq, a predicted model, not a curated record
CCCUCAUCAUAUUCUUCUUGUCAAACCAGUUUCUCUGGAUCUGAUGCAAAUCAGUGUGUUUUUCAGUAAAAUGGCGAGAAAUUAGUUUCAAGAGUUCACAAACAGCAUCUAACAUUGAUUCUAGUCAACAAAAGUCAUUUUUUUCUUGUUUAGUGUCCAUUUGGACGAGUUUUCUUCCUCUUGAGUAGAUGUGGGUGCCGCAGCACUGUGGUCUGUGUGACUUCUUUAGCAUGAAACUGUGAGACACACACACACACAUAAAGGCAUCAGGCAAGCCGAGACUCGUGCGGGGCGGGACUUCAGCGACCUGAGUUUCAGUGUGUUCAACAUCUCCAGUUCCUCCACACACCUGUGACACACACACACACACACACUCGAGAGAUGGCGGCCACACCGGGGACGCUGGCGGUUCUGCUGCUGAUCAGCGGAGUGCGGGUCGCUUCUCCGGCCAUGACUGUGACUAUACCAGCUAAAGAAUAUAAGAUUGCGAGAGGUGAUGAUGUGACGAUCCCCUGCAGAUUCACUCCGCAGCCGACGAAUCACAACGUCCAGAUCUCGUGGAGCGCGGCUGCAGACUCGCCGGACCAACCCACGAUUAAAAUCCUCACUUCAAUCAAAGUGCAGACGAAAUAUAAAGGCCGAGCGAGUCUAUUGCAAGAUAUCCCGGCCGGAAAAGCAGAUCUGCAGCUCCUGAAGGUCACCAGUGCGGACACGCGCGUCUACGAGUGCGGGGUGGAGAACCUGAGUAACGAGGAGGACGGGCAGUCUGCCAACACCAAACUCAUAGUCUUGGUGGCUCCCUCGACGCCCGUCUGCAAGAUCGAAGGGACGCCGGAAUACUUUCAGGACAUCAAACUGAGCUGCCACUCGGAGGAGGGGACGCCCACCCCGACCUACAGGUGGCAGAGCUACGACACCACCAACAGACCCCGCCCCAACCCGGCCAAGGCCACUGACGUAAACGGAGUUUUGUCGCUCUUCAAUGUUACCAAAGAAACGUCUGGUUUCUACACCUGCACGUCCACCAAUGAAAUCAGAUCUGCAUCGUGUAAUCUGACCCUGGCCGUCAUGCCACCGUCCAUCAGCAUGGCGUCGGUCGGCGGGUUCAUCGGAGCCGGUGUGGCCGUAGUGGUUGUCAUCGGGAUCAUCUGCAUCUGCUGCUAUUGCUGUCGGAGGAGGAAGAAGAAGCUUGAGGAAUACGCCAUGGGGAGUCACGACGGAGGAGAGUUCACAGACAAGGACCCUGAGGAGAAAGAGGACGCUCCGGAAGAACUCGUCAGCUACGAGGAAGAACGCCGCGUGAAAAGCGCCGACAGACUUGAUGUGCAGGACAACCGUAGCGAGAGGAGCUACGACCGGCGCAGCGACUACACCGACCGACGAGACGACUACAGCGACCGGCGCGAGCGCUACGAUCGAGAUGAUCGCUACGAUGACCGCCGCGACCGUGACCGCGACCGCGACCGCUACGAUGACCGCCGAGAUCGCUGCGAUGACCGCCGCGACCGAUACGAUGACCGGCGAGGUCGUGACGAUGACCACUACGACAGCGACCGCUACUCCGAGCGCUACGACAGCCGCGACAGACCUCCUAGCGUUCCGCCCACUAAACCCAGAGACCCGAGAAUCUGAGUUCAACAGACACUGAUUCAUUCCUCAGCCACAGAAGCACAAUCAUAUGAAAGAUUCAUCCUCUGGUACAUCAUAAUUAUGACAUCAGAAUAUUAAUAUAUCAAAAUUGACACUCUAAGUCAAGUUUUUGAUUAAGAUUCACUAAAGUAUUGCAACAACAAAAGUUUAUCCCCAUAUUCUGAAUAUUAGAUUUGAUAGAAUGAAAGGGCUUUAAUAAAUCUAACGCUGGAGAAAGCAGCCGACGCACACCAGUGUCCUGAUCCUGCAUGAGGCGAUGAUGUGAUGUAUGGACUUCACCGCUGGUCAUGUGUUCUGACAGGCCAGGUCUCAUAUUUAAGUGUCUUUCUCUAUUUUUACGACUCUUUUUACGUUUCUCUGUUGAUGUUUCGUCUGGGUUUUCCUUGAAUUUAUGUCUUCUUAAUCUCUUAAUAUUCAUAUAGUAGGAAUAAAUAUUGGUGAAUCUUUUUUUUAGCCCAUUGCUUUAUUUUUGUAUUGUUUCAAAAUAAAACAUUCAAGCUUGUGUUGGUAGAUUAA